This is a messenger RNA of Rhinocladiella mackenziei CBS 650.93, 756 nucleotides long. RefSeq lists its product as uncharacterized. Bases 1 to 756 code for a protein of 251 amino acids. Lineage: Eukaryota; Fungi; Ascomycota; Eurotiomycetes; Chaetothyriales; Herpotrichiellaceae. The transcript is spliced from 3 exons. The record is from RefSeq and is a predicted model, not a curated record.
AUGGCACCAGGGAGGCUCGAAGGAAAAGUUGCCAUUGUGACUGGGGCAGCAUCUGGCUUUGGUAAAGGCAUUGCCACCAAGUUCGUCCAUGAAGGGGCCAAGGUCAUUAUUGCGGACCUUUCUGCUGCAUCUGCCGAAGCGGUGGCGAAGGAGUUGGGAUGUCAAUUCUCCGUCGCCGAUGUGACCCAAAGGGAACAUUGGCAAGGUCUUCUCAAGACUGCUUUGGAUCACUUCGGAGGUCUUGAUAUUAUCAUCAACAAUGCAGGAGCAACCUAUGCCAAUAAGCCCACCGCCGAAGUCACUGAUAAAGACUUCGAUCUUGUGAUGGACGUAAACGUAAAGUCGAUAUACCUUUCGACGAAUGUCAUCCUUCCAUACUUUCUUGAAAAUAAAAGACCGGGGGUGUUUGUUCAAGUCGCAUCAACAGCGGGUAUCCGACCUCGACCUGGUCUUACCUGGUACAACGCCUCCAAAGCGGCCGUCAGCAACGCCACGAAAACCAUGGCGGUCGAAUACGGGCCUCAAAAGAUUCGAUUCAAUGCUGUCUGUCCGGUGGUGGGGAGCACCGGCAUGACUCAUUUGUUCCUCGGAAAGCCAGACACGGAGGAAAAUCGGGCUGCUUUUGUUUCCACGAUUCCCCUCGGCCGAGGAAGUACUCCUGUGGAUGUCGCAAAUGCUUGUUGUUAUCUGGCAAGUGAUGAGGCCGAAUUCAUUACCGGUGUCAAUCUAGAGGUUGAUGGAGGUCGUUGUGUGUAG